AUGGCAGCAAAGUCGAAAAGGUUACUGAAAGUUAUAGAUGGAAUACGUUCUUGGAAUAUUAGCUCGUCUCAACCAAAUUCGUCACCAAAGUCAGCCAUUGAAAUCGACGAGUAUUUAAAGAGUGAACAUUUCCAAGUUGGAAAGAUCUCUGUGCAUGGUUUUCCUCACCAACCGACUUGCAUCGCUUUUGAUCCCGUUCAACGAAUUGUUGCUGUUGGAACGAAGUGUGGGUUCAUCAGGAUUUUCGGAAGACCAGGUGUAGACUGUAGCAUCUCUCAUCCCUCAGCAUCUGCUGUCCUUCAAAUAUUCUUUCUCGUCAACGAGGGUGGAUUGGUUUCCAUUUGUGGUGAUGACGUUGCACACUUGUGGAACAUAAGACAAAAGAAUCCAGAAAUAGUACACUCUUUACAGUUCAAACGUGAACAUUUGACCUGCGGUCAUCUUCCUGUUGGCAGCAGUUGGCUCUAUUUGGGUACUGAUAAGGGCAACGUGAAUUUCAUAAGUGUUCAACGGUUUACUACAUCGGGCUAUGUGAUUAAUUGGAACAAGGCCAUCGAUCUAUCUCAGUCGUCGCAUCCGGGGAAAGUUAUUCAGAUAGCUGAGAAUCCUCAAGAUACUAACAAGAUUCUUAUUGGUUAUUCUUCGGGAUUUCUUGUAUUAUGGGAUCUAAAAACCAAACAGGGUGAUGCUCGUUUCAAACAUACAGAUAGUUUGUAUAGUGUAGUCUGGCACUGGGAUGGAAAAAGUUUCCUUACUUCGCAUAAUAAUGGUUUACUUGCAACUUGGUUAAUUCGCCAACCACAACGUCCAGUUUCUGUGAUCUGCCCACAUGCCCCUGGUGAAGCGGUUCCAGAUGACUAUAUAUUUUACGAACCGAUACGUUUGGUAGAAUGGCUGCCUACUAGAAAUGGCGAACCAUUCAUUAUCUUUUCUGGUGGUGGCCGUUCUCCUGGAGCUCAAACUGUCAUUCAUUCAUCAGUAGCUACUACUAAUGUCUCCUCGACGUCGUUACCUAAUUCAGAUUCAUCUGAAAAUGACCCAAAUUUAUCAUCAUCAUCAUCAUGUAUGAUUUCUAGUAAUCAUAUGUUGACUAUCAAAAGAGGCAAAAAGUUGGUUGUUUUACAAUUGGAUCAUAAACUUGUUCAAUUUACAACUCUUUGUAUGUCUCCUUACACAAGUGAGACAAUGGAUCCUUAUGCAGUUGCCAUAUUAUUACAAGAAGAUCUUGUUGUUAUUGAUCUUUUAUCUACAAACUUCGCAACAUUUGAAAACCCAUAUCCAAUGGAUUUGCAUAGUUCUCCUGUCACCAGCUGUUUAUAUUUAGUUGAUUGUCCUGGAGACUUGAUACCUGCUUUCUAUUCUGUUAGCAGUCGUCGGAAUCGUACUCAAAGUGGCACGUGUGCUGAACCUGAUGUGUUCAGCAGUCGCGAAUGGCCUAUUACUGGAGGAGAAUGGCGAUUAAGUAAUCAACAAGUUCCUGAAUUAAUCAUAACGGGACAUGCUGAUGGAUCUGUUCGAUUUUGGGAUGCAUCCGAAGUUUCGUUGACGCCACUCUAUAAGUUUCGUACUUCGAAGUUGUUUGCAAACCCAUCAACUAGUACAUCUAAUCCUGUUGAAACAGGCAGUACCUCACUUUCUGAUGCAAAAGAUAUCAAUGCUCAAUACUCUUCGAUUUUGUUAGCAACUGAAAGCGAUCCUCUUGCCAUACAUUUUAUGCAUUUCUGCUCGGAUUCCCGUAAACUGUUAACUGCAAGCAGUUACCAUACUUGUUUAUUACACUUCAGUCGUCGAGAAAUAAAUCUUGAAACUGCAGUUAUGGAUAUCAAUAUGGCUUAUGAUGGAUUAGAUGAUAUUGGUUUCGCCUAUUCAACUGGUGAUACUUUCUCUGAUGAUCAUUUGAAUACUGCUGAAAAUUUAUCCGGUAACGUGACUAAGGAUACUGUCCAACAGUCAUUACCUCAUGUAUCCAGUGGGAGUGUUAGCUCUUAUCAAUCUGCAUCUCCAACAGAAAGGGAUUUACGCGUAUUCGUUCCAGUACGUCAAGGUAGCCAUCAUUGGCCUCCUGGCUACCAACCACUUCUUGUUUGUCGUGUAGGCAUACUUGGACUAAGCUUUGAGUCAAAUAUAAAGUCAAGUACCGAUCCUACAGCUUCCUGUCUCAUCCCUCCGCCAUCUAUUACAGCUAUUAGUAUGAGUUCAGCUUUUAGUUUAAUGGCUAUCGGAAGCGAAUUCGGCAUUGCUGUUGUGGAUUAUGUUCACAAGAUUUGCUUGCUGUCUAUUUCAUCUUCUGACUUAUUAAGUCGUGGUCCUAUCAAUCUAACUGGGUCGUCUGCUUCGGGUGAAGUGAAAUUCUGUGAUCAGAGCUUCUAUUCAGGACCAAUCAUAUUCUCUGGAAAUAUAUCUUCUUCGAUACUUGAUCAGUCUUUUAGCAACAAUCCUAUGGAAGAUUCAGUGUCAUAUCUAGUUUCAGGGGCAUUCACCUCAAUUUAUCAUCGUAAUGAUUUCACUGAUACUCACAAGAAACGCCAAUCAAGAAUAGAUAUUUUCCAAAGUACCCAAAAAUGUUUGUUAUCAAAAGCAAAUAGUUCUAUUGAUAAACGUCAUCGAAUAAUUACAAAGUAUUAUUAUACAGAUGUUAAAGUUAAUAAUUCACUACUAAAAAAUAAUAGUUCAGCUGGCUCAACUUCGUUGGCUAAUACAUGCAUUAUAAACAAUCAGACAGCUUUGAAAAACGUCCACUCAAAUUCAGAUGCUGCACAAUCGAGUGAGUCAUCUAGUACCGGUUAUACAACACGCUAUGUAUUAUCAAGAACUACAACUGUCAAAAGUGAAUUGAAACGUGCCAAGUCCCAAGAAAAGUGCUCCGAUCUUUCACAGUUUUCACAUCCGGGAAGUUUAACCGCAAGUUCUAGCUCACUAGAUAAUCUAAACUGUGAGACAAUUAAAACAAUUUUAUUCAGUGAAUGGAUAUCCCCUAAACAAGACUUACAUUUUGUCCCAAAUCUCUGGAUCGGGACAUCUCGUGGAUGUGUCCUUGCUUUGAAUCUAAAGUAUCGAGUAUUGAAUAAUGUCCCAAUCAAUCACUCAUAUUGUAUUGCUUCUUUGUAUCGUUUACGUGGAGAUAUUAUUCACAUUAGCCUGUUGGAUAAUACCGGUGAUAUUUUACCGAGUCCUUCUGAGCGUUGGGAUGAUUCAUUUAUUUUCAAAGGUGGUGCUGCCUCUGAACUUUCGAAACAAGCAUCUCUUAUAUCUUGUUCAUCCAUAUGUUCUGAAGGAACUUCUAUGUAUACUAAUGCUGACGCAUAUAGUUCAACUGAUACUGGUUUCAAGUCUUGUGGUGGUGGUGGUGGCAGUGUUCGAGCAUUGAAAGAGUCAGUUAUUCGACAAAAUACAGUCACCACACAUACGUCUUCAACAUCAACAUCGGGUCACUCUAGUACUAUACUAUCCAAUACUAUGAGCGGUGGUGUCAGUACAUUUCAGUCAAGUGGUACAACUGGACUUGAUUCUCCUACAACAUCCAAAGGUUUUAUCGAGUGUGACCGACAGCUGGUUGUCCUUUGUUCAGAAAAGCAAGCUCGAGUAGUUGCACUUCCUUCACAAAAUUGUCUUUAUAAGGUAAAAAUAACUGAAACAAGUCAAGUGGUACGUGCUUCCGUACAACGUUUGAGACCAUCGCAUAAUAGCGGAACAUCAACGGCUAGUUUCCUCGCAUGUUAUCUUGCAAAUGGACAUUUUGUUGCCUUCUCAUUACCGAGUUUACGUUUACUAAUGGAUGUGGAUUAUUUACCGUAUACAGAAUGUGUAAGCCGUUCGUUUGCAUUUGGUCAGUAUGGUCAAUCUGUGUAUUUGGUGUCGCCCUCAGAAUUAACUAAAAUCACCUGGGCAUCAGAUGUUUGUGCGAAUUUACGUGAUAUGCAAGGUGAGAUAUUUCUACCAAGUAAUAUGCCAGAACCUCCUAAGAAAAACUUUUUCAAAAAUUUGUUAAGUGGAACUUUGGUAUCUUCAUUAGAUCGAGAUGAAUUGUUUGGUGAAGCAAGUUCGGGGAAGGGGACACCUGGCGCUACUACUCUGCUACCAAAUGCUCGUUUGGAAAAGUUAUCUGGUCAAACUGGUGCUGCCUCUUCUGAAAUUGCACGAGCUAGAAAUGCUGCUAUCGAACGUGGUGAGCGGUUACAGCAAUUAGACCUACAAACGCAAGAGAUGGCUGAUCAAGCUAAAGGUUUUGGUCGUUCUGCUGCUAUUCUCGCUGCCAAAUACGAGAAAAAGGACAAACGCUGGGGUUUGCCAUUCUAA
Molecule: messenger RNA, 4296 nt
Organism: Schistosoma curassoni
Lineage: Eukaryota; Metazoa; Platyhelminthes; Trematoda; Strigeidida; Schistosomatidae
Source: the annotation of a GenBank genome assembly